Molecule: messenger RNA, 438 nt
Organism: Salvia splendens (bonfire salvia)
Lineage: Eukaryota; Viridiplantae; Streptophyta; Magnoliopsida; Lamiales; Lamiaceae
Product: 18.1 kDa class I heat shock protein
Exons: 1
Coding region: 10-402 (130 amino acids)
Source: RefSeq, a predicted model, not a curated record
UUCUAAAAAAUGUCUCUAAUCCCUCAAAUUCUAGCAGAAGUUUGUCCGGCCUUCAACGCUGCACCGGUGGACUGGAAAGAGACGGCGAAGGCCCACGUGCUGAAAGCCGAUCUUCCCGGACUGAAGAAGGAGGAGGUGAAGGUGGAGGUGGAAGACGGGGGAAGGGUGCUGCACAUCAGUGGCGAGCGGCCGGGGCCCCAGGAGGAGAAGCGAGAAGAGGAGAGGUGGCACCGCUUGGAGCGGCCGCGGGGCAGCUUCAGAAGGCGGUUUCAUCUGCCGGAGAACGCCAAGAGCGAUGAAGUGAAGGCGGCGAUAGAGAAUGGAGUUCUCAUUCUCACCAUUCCGAAGAAGGAGAUCAAGAAGCCUCAGGUUAAGCAGAUUGAGAUCGUUGAUUGCAAAUGAGAAAUUUUAUUUUAUGUUUUGAAUAAUCUUCAUUGU